AUGUCCUCAUACGUGAUCAAUGGAGCCUCGAGUGGCAUUGGCUUCGAAUUUCUACGACAGCUCUCUCUUAAUCCAGCCAAUACCGUCAUCGGCCUAGUUCGCAACGUCAAACUUGUUGAAGCUAAGGCGAAAACGGAGAUAAACAGAAGCAAUGUUCAUAUCAUACAUGGAGAUCUGGACAGCUACGAAGUACUCAAAGGAGCAAGCGAAGUCACCGCGAAAAUCACUGGUGGAAGCCUCGACUAUCUCAUUGCCAACGGAGCUCUCCUGCCCACAGAUUCCAAUUAUGUUGGUUUUGGAAAAUUGGGAGAAAACCCUGCAGCUCUAGAAGAAGAGCUCUUCGCAGGUUGGAAGACCAAUGUCGUCGGGAACAUUCAUCUGUUCAACCUGUUCCUGCCCUUACUCUUGAAAGGCAAGCAGAAGAAGGUGGCUUUCAUCUCUUCGGGACAUGCCGACCUAGAUCUUAUAUCAAAAUACGAGAUCGAAAUAAGCGGACCUUACUCCCUUGGAAAGGCCGCCACGAAUGUCGUCGUGGCGAAGUUCCAUGCCGAGUAUGCCAAGGAUGGGGUGCUUUUCAUGAGCAUCAGCCCGGGAGUAGUCGACACUGGACAUUUUGACCUUGCCAAACUGACGGAGGAAGAGCGCAAGGGUUUUAUGGCAAUGUCAGCCAAGUUCCAACAAUAUGCGCCCCAUUUCACAGGUCCGAUGAGCCCUGAGGAAUCUGUCAAGCAAGUCAUCUCAGUCUAUGAGAAAGCGAGCCUUGCGAAUGGCGACGGAGGUUCCUUUGUUUCUCACCUUGGAACCAAGCAGUGGCUUUGA
This is a messenger RNA of Diaporthe amygdali, 819 nucleotides long. RefSeq lists its product as uncharacterized. The transcript has 5 exons. Gene Ontology annotation, molecular function: oxidoreductase activity, acting on the CH-OH group of donors, NAD or NADP as acceptor. Bases 1 to 819 code for a protein of 272 amino acids. The record is from RefSeq and is a predicted model, not a curated record. NCBI's taxonomy places the organism in Eukaryota, Fungi, Ascomycota, Sordariomycetes, Diaporthales, Diaporthaceae.